CAACUUUUUUCUUGACACAGCCCAACGCAUCACGUGACAGAAACCUAGCUGCCCUUAGCCGUCAACAAGUCAAACUUGUUGACAUUCUGGUCUGGCUUGGCUCAACUCCCAUGAAGGACUUCCACUUCCAACCACAAUUGCUCAAAUCUGACGCUGCCGUCGAUGCCAGCGACAUUUUCCCGAGCCCAAAUGGUCCAACAUUGAUUGUCGUUUGAGCCAACCAACGCGCCAACACAGACCAUCUGCCCACCUCGUCGUAUCGAUCCGUAAUGGCCAGCCUGCCUCCCGCCAGCACUUCUACAGAGCACUACGCCGCUCGCGAUCUUUUCGGAGGAGCAAUCAAGGUGGAUGUACCAUUCUCAUUCCUAGACGUGAGUGAUGUUCGACAAGUGCCAGAUACUCAAGAGGUGCACGUGUCGAGGGACAAGGACGACAUCAGCUUGAUUGUAGAGAUAUUGCAGGUCGUGGAUGUCGCUGCGCAGCAAGCUGGCCGCAGUGAGUUGGAAAGUGCCGUGAGGUAUCACUUUGACUCGAUAGCGCACGAUGGUGGGGCAGCAAGCUCCUCUGUCAAGCACGUUUGGACGACAUCGCCGUCACCAGCGACAAGUGUCUCACAGCCAAGCACGCCUUGCGCAGUACUUCUCAUGGGUGAACAGAGCGUGGUGAAGUACGGAGAACGUUUCGGGCAUUCGGCUCAGGAUAGGAUACGGGUUUGGGUGGCGCUAUAUAGGCUCAGACCGGCGCGCAACAUUGACUUGGUGCUCAGCGUGAAUGAGCCCCUUGCUCAAGCUGUGGCCGACAACGACAACGAGCAGGAGGAUCUGCGAGCAGAGAGAGCAGGCGAAAGGGUCGAACAGGUCAAAGAUGAAGCUGCGGAGAGCCGGGCCAGAGGGAUCUUUGAAAGGGCAGCUGGAACGCUCCGCAUACAUGACUGGGACCUCUUUGCGGAAUGAAAUGCGCUCACACAUGA
Ceraceosorus guamensis is the source of this 970-nucleotide messenger RNA. Its product is annotated as Mog1p/PsbP-like protein. The record is from RefSeq and is a predicted model, not a curated record. The transcript is spliced from 3 exons. NCBI's taxonomy places the organism in Eukaryota, Fungi, Basidiomycota, Exobasidiomycetes, Ceraceosorales, Ceraceosoraceae. Gene Ontology annotation, cellular component: nucleus. Gene Ontology annotation, molecular function: guanyl-nucleotide exchange factor activity; small GTPase binding. Gene Ontology annotation, biological process: protein import into nucleus. The coding region runs from base 270 to 953 and encodes 227 amino acids.